AUUCCAGAGACUUACUAAAAGAAUUUCCACAGCCUAAAAACUUGCUCAACAGCGUGAUUGGAAGAGCCCUGGGCAUUUCUCAUGCGAGGGACAAGCUGGUGUACAUCCAUACUAAUGGGCCAAGAAAAAAGAAAGUCACUCUGCAUAUAAAGUGGCCCAAGAACGUGGAAGUGGAAGGCUAUGGGACCAAGAAGAUUGAUGCCGAGAGGCAGGCAGCAGCUGCAGCAUGUCAGCUCUUCAAGGGCUGGGGUUUGCUGGGGCCCAGGAACGAGCUCUUCGAUGCUGCCAAGUACCGGCUUUUCGCGGACCAGCUCGGCUGUCCCGAUGAGAGGUGGUGCUCCGAGGGCAAGUGGCGCUCCAAGUCUGGCCCUUCUCUCGCCGACUUGUCCACCUGCUGGCGACGGAUGGAGCCGGAUGAUUCCAUCCAGCCCAUGGAACAGGGCAGGAUGCCGAAAGCCAUGAGGAGAGAAGAGCUGGAGGAAGGGGAGCUAGAGGAAGGGGAACUGGAGGAGGGAGAGCUGGAAGAAGAAGCCAUCGAUGUUUCUGAUUACCUACCUAUGGCACAUCAGGACGCUCGAACCCCGGGCAGAGACGCAAGCCGAGGAGGGAGUUCCAUUGAAAUGACAGACGACAACACUGCCAUCCGUGCCCUGACGCAGUUCCCGCUUCCCAAAAAUCUCCUGGCUCAAGUGAUUCAGAUUGCAACCUCUUCCUCCACAGUCAAGGUAAGGUGCUGUUUGACCCCUGCCAGGGACAAAGCUCAAGGGCUCCAACUGGAAUCACUUUGGAUGCUUUUCUUGGAACUGAGGAGAGAAGGGAAAUUAAAACUAGCCCUAGAAAAAUCAGCCUGA
Tauraco erythrolophus (red-crested turaco) is the source of this 851-nucleotide messenger RNA. Lineage: Eukaryota; Metazoa; Chordata; Aves; Musophagiformes; Musophagidae. The record is from RefSeq and is a predicted model, not a curated record.